Molecule: messenger RNA, 2202 nt
Organism: Teleopsis dalmanni
Lineage: Eukaryota; Metazoa; Arthropoda; Insecta; Diptera; Diopsidae
Product: protein I'm not dead yet-like
Exons: 15
Coding region: 335-1990 (551 amino acids)
Biological process (GO): citrate transport; monoatomic anion transmembrane transport
Cellular component (GO): membrane
Molecular function (GO): citrate transmembrane transporter activity; succinate transmembrane transporter activity
Source: RefSeq, a predicted model, not a curated record
AUUUUUUUGUUAAUUUUUCUGCUGACUGGUAGUAGUAAAUGGUUAAAAUUAUUUUUAACUUGUUUGUUGUCGCCAAAAUCGAUGUGAUGGUGUAUUAACAAUAUAAAAAAUGACGUCAAGAUAACGCACACGUUUGCAAACACAACAGAACACGCGAGCAGUAGCCGACAACUCCACGAUUCGAUCGAAAUUCGCGAACUGAUUUUCGCUGAAGAGAUUUUAACGUUCAAAGCAGUUAACCAGCAAAUUUACUGAGAUAGAGAAGAAUCCAAGAAGAAACAGACGGUAGCGUACUAAAGUGUAGAAGUUAAUGCAUAAAAAAUAAAACAGCAUCAUGGACGAUUCUGAGUCAGUUUCAUGCGGCACGGCAUGUGUUAAUUGUUGUGGCUUUCACUGGAGAGGAAUGCUAAUGAUUCUUAUUCCAUUGGCGUUUUCCCCCAUUGUUCUCUUUAAUCUGGGCAACGAUGCACUUCUUUGUUUGUACAUUGUGUGUGUUAUUGGCAUCUUUUGGAUAACAGAAGUUAUACCGCUACAUAUCACAUCAAUCAUACCUGCCUUUUUACUACCCAUGGUUGGCUUAUUGGAUUCAUACACCGUGUGUGCACAAUAUUUUAAAGAUCCGCUAGUUAUGUUUUUAGGGGGACUUAUGCUAGCACUCGCAAUUGAGUAUUGUAACUUGCAUAAGCGCAUUGCACUUAUGACGAUUAAAGUUGUGGGUUGUAGUCCUAGACGCUUACAUUUGGGAUUAGUGUGUGUUGCCUCUUUUAUAUCCUUUUGGAUGUCCAAUUCAGCAACAGCUGCAAUGAUGUGCCCAAUAAUUAAAGCAAUUCUUAUGGAGCUUCAUGAUCAAAAAAUUAUUAACAUUUACCAUUCAUCUUCUGAUAAUGUAGCUAAUGAAAGAGAAAAAUUGCCAUCGAAAAUUGCUGUGGGUUAUUACUUAAGUACCAUAUAUGGGAUUUCGAUUGGUGGUUGUGCUACUCUUAUAGGUUCGGAUACCAACUUGGUGUUCAAAGCUAUUUAUGAAGCUCGCUUUCCCGAAACUACUCAAAAACUUGACUUUCCAAUAUAUAUGUUGUAUGCUGCGCCUAUGUGCAUUAUUGCAACUGUCUUAAUCUGGUUCAUAACGGAAAUCACACAUUUUGGCUUCGGUCGCCCAAAUAGUGAGGAGGGUAAGGAAGUCGCUGCAGGGUCUCAAAAUGCAGAUGCUAUAUCCUCUCUGAUGAAUCAAAAAUAUAAUGAAUUGGGUCCAAUGUCAUGCCACGAAAUACAAGUUGUUAUAAUAUUUUUAAUUAUGAUUACUAUGCUUUUUACGCGUAGUCCAGGUUUCUUUACUGGAUGGGCUGAUAUUUUAAAUGAUAGUGAAAUUGAGAGCUCUAUGCCUACAAUGUUUGCGGUAUUUUUUUUAUUUGUGUUUCCAAUAAAAUACACUUGUGGUAGAUUUUGUAAAGGGAAAGCCAAAUAUCCAAAAAGAGAAACUAUAUCGUUGGUUGAUUGGUUAUUUUUGGAAAAAUCGGUUCCAUGGGGUUUGAUAUUCUUGCUAGGUGGUGGAUUUGCCUUAGCCGAAGCAAGUAAGCAAAGUGGUAUGACUGUAAUGUUGGGAAAUUCACUGAAAUUCGCACAAAAUUUUCCAAACUAUAUGGUACAAUUAAUAUGCGUUGUAACAGGGGUUUUCUUCACAACUUUCAGUGCAAAUGUUGCAAUAUGCAAUAUUUUGGUACCAGUAGUAUGUGAAAUGGCUGUUGCGAUAAAGGUACAUCCUCUAUACUUUGUAUUUCCCACAGGCGUUGCUUGCACUAUCGCAUUUUUCCUUCCCGUCAGCACACCACCAAAUGCAAUUGUACAAGGAUAUGCGAAUAUUCAGACUAAAGAUAUGGUUAUUUGCGGUAUUGGACCAACCAUUAUAUGCAUUGCACUAUUAUUUUUAAAUGGACAAGUAGCACAUGUACUGAUUUUUGGUGGUACAGAUCUACCUGGUUGGGCCGAGGCUUAGAAAUAUACUACAAUUUUUCAAAACCAAAACCAAAAAUAACAAAUACUGUUUUUACUUCACAAUUAAUUAGUAUUUAUAAAUUAAUUUGUUUUUAUUUUAAUUUAUAAAUUUUUUCAAAUAUAAAGUACAUCCACUUAACAUUAAAAGAUUAGUUUAGGUUUCAGUUUUUGGAAAGUGUUUAUAACUAAUAAAAAAAAUGUUUUAAAAAUUAA